GGAAGCGCCGCUCCGCCCCUCUGGACGCGGUCGCUAUGGUAACCCAGUCGCCGCUUCCACAGAGUUUACCAACCCUGACAAUGACAGAAGAUCACAGAGCAGCGCUUUCUCGGUCUCCUUUGUCACCCACGGAGGUUUCACAGCAAAGCAACCCUGAAGACACCUUCAAUGGGGAUACCGUUCACCCAAUUUACAAAUAUAUUUCGAAUGAUUUACCAAGAGAGUUUAUGUCAUCCCAGGCAAAAGCAGUUAUUAAACCUACUGAAGAUUAUUUGCAGCCUCAGUUUGGCCCCAACAGACUUUUACAUUCAGCGGCAGCAUCAGAAGGGUCAGGUCUUCAAGAUUGCUCCACACAUCAAACAGCAUCAGAUCAUAGCCAUGAUGAAAUAUCAGACCCAGAUAGCUACAAAUCAAACAGUAAAAACAAUUCUUUUUUUAUAUCAGCAUCCAAGAGAAACAGACCUGUCAGUGCUCCAGUGGGUCAAUUGAGAGUUGCAGAGUUCUCUUCUUUAAAAUUUAAGUUGGACCAGGAUUGGCAUAGAUUGUCUCAAAGAUACAAACUUCAACCCAGAGUGAUUAGAGUAACAGCUUACAAAAAUGGAUCUAGAACAGUUUUUGCCAAAGUUACUGUACCAACCAUCACCUUGUUGCUGGAGGAGUGCACGGAAAAGCUGAAUCUGAACAUGGCUGCACGACGAGUAUUCUUGGCAGACGGCACUGAAGCCCUCGAACCCGAAGACAUACCCUGUGAAGCCGAUGUUUAUGUUUCAACGGGAGAGCCCUUUUUAGAUCCAUUCAAAAAAAUUAAAGACCAUCUGUUGUUAAUGAAGAAAGUAACUUGGACAAUGAAUGGGCUGAUGCUUCCUACUGAUGUCAAAAUACGGAAAACCAAACCUGUUCUUUCUAUUAGAAUGAAGAAACUUACUGAGAAGACCUCAGUCCGAAUUCUUUUCUUUAAGAAUGGCAUGGGGCAGGAUGGGCAUGAGAUUACAGUGGGAAAGGAAACAAUGAAAAAGGUUUUAGAUAUUUGCACAAUGAGAAUGAACCUGAAUUCACCAGCCAGAUAUCUUUAUGAUUUGUAUGGCAGGAAAAUUAAAGAUAUUUCAAAAGUUCCUCUGCUUGAAAAAUGCCUGCAAAAUUCCAUCACACCUUUGCGGGGACCAGUUUGGGUCUCCAAGGGAGAAGAUUUCAGCCCCUCAGGAGCUAAGAUGUACAUCCAAGGAGUUCUUUUGGCCUUGUACCAACGAUUAAAGUCCGCAAAGAAAUAUUAUAACCAGUUGAACCUGGCUGUGGAUGAACAGAAAGGGAAAAUUACCGAAGAAGUCAUUCUUUCAAUGACAGCAAAGGAACACCAUAAGGCACAAGAAGAAGUGAACAGGCUGAUUGAUGAAUUGCAGACAGCUAUCAAAAGCAACAGAGGUCAUCUCUCUAAACUUGGCCCCCAAUUACAGGCUGAGCAGGAGCAAUUCUCCUCUUAUGUCUACGAACACAUUAAAAGCCUUCCAGCAAACACUCUUAUCCCAGGAGGCCUGCAGCUCAAGAUAUUUGAAAAUGGUAAAGACACUGGCGAGAUCUCUGUUUGUAUCAGUGAAAAAGAUCUGGGGCCUAAUAGCCCAAUUCAAACUGGCUAUAUGAUGGAAAGAUUACUUUUCAAGAUUCAUCGAAGACUUCAGGGUUCUUCCAUCAACCCACCAGGCCUCAAUUUUUCUUCAAUCCGGCUUUUCGACGAGCACAGUCAAGAAAUUAAGAAUCCACUUUCGCUGAAGAAUGAGCAAAAAAUUUGGGUCUCUUAUGGUAAAGCACACAGAUCUCCACUAAACCCUGUUUUGGGUUUGACCUUUGACCAGGUGACUGCAUUUGCCAGAGGUGGCAUUACAGUUGCAUAUAAAACCUUCUUGGAUCCUAAUGCUGUUCUACUACUGGGAUGUGACAAUUGGGAAGUUUGUGAGGGAUUUCCAGUUAAUUUCAAUGGCACCAGUCAACAGAUACCUGAUCAAUUUGAAAAGGUGGACUUGGAGAACCAUUUCCUACAGAACAAGGUGAACCCCAAUAUUGUCCUUCAUGCCUCUGUUUCCAUCAGAAAGCGGAAUUUCUCAAGUGGUGAAGAGGGCAGUGGGACUCAGAUAGCACCAUCGACCCUGUGGCCUGCAGCCAGUGUGUGGCUGAUCACAAAGACUGGAAUGAUCCUGAGCCGAGCGAUAACUCAGGGCUGCCUAGCUAUUGGUCAUCCAGUCAGAGUCAAGGCCACUGAGGGAACAUCACUAGAAGGAUACAAAUUAAUCCUACAGAAAAGACAUAAAGGAGAUGAUUCUCAGAAGUGGGUGUUUGGAACUGACGGUUGCAUUUAUUCUAAGGCUUAUCCUCAGUUUGUUCUGACCUACCUAGAGGAGCUAAAUGCACAAGAUGUGACCCAGACUAAGUAUCACCUUCACCAUGGUGCCUGGACCACAGCUCAUCAAGAACAUGGCAGCAGCUUAGCAGAAGAGGUUCUGCAAAAAAGUGCCAGUAUCCCUGGUCUGAAGCAGCUGCCAGAGCCUUCAGAGACCCACUUAAUGCCAGAAGGUUCUCUUGGGGAGACAGGGGAGCUGACAGUGGCACUGGUGAAGAAACUGGAAGAGAAACAUCCUAAGGCUUCUGCUCAGAGGUGGGCCAUAAAACAUGAAGGGACUGGGAAGCCAGGCCAGUGGAAACAUUCCAGAGUUGAAAAUCCUUUCUGGAAUAAGCUUACGUACAUGUGGCCAGUCCUUCCCAGUGGCCAACUUAAUGAGGAGUUUGAUUGGCCAAUAGAAGGGCUGCUUCUUCCAAACAGUCCUCCCAUGAAGAAACCCAUCUCUAAGACACUGGAGCAAUAUGUCCCUGUGAGACUCAGAGUUUUGCGGAAUGGAGACAAGAACAAAACCAGAGCCCUUAUUAUAAUCAGUCCAGACAUCUCACCUAGGCGGAAAAUGCAAAAUGUUGACACUGAAAGGAAAGGGAAUGUGAAAAAUUAUGUCACUAAAUAUUCUGAAACAGAAACAAACCAGACUGGAUUUCACCAACUUUUGGAGAGGUGCACUGAAAUUUUAAAUUUACCUUCUGCAGCUCGGAGAUUGUUCAGUGAAAAGGGGAAGGAAAUCUUUGCCCUAAAAGACCUUCAAAGAGAUGAACUGGUGUAUGUUUCAUGUGGAGAACAUUGGAUCAAUCCUGAUCUGUCCAUUGCUCAGCAGAAGAAGCAAAUCUUCCUGAGGAACUUAGCAUCAGAUAUUUCUAAAAUUCAAACUUUCUGCAGUACACAUAAGAUAGAGGCUCUUGUUUUAGAAGUCCAAAGUGACAUUGUGUUGGGAGCCAAGCUUGCUGUGCGGAAACCAAUUUUUGGAGAAGAGAAGCAAAUUUUAGAACCAGAGGAAAAGCAAGUGCAAAAAAAUGCUUUAACAUCGGGAAAUGCUUCCAGUGAAAUUCUAGAUUCACAUGCAAGAGCCCAUCUCCGAAUGAAGGCUUGUCACACACUUCUCAGGUAUGCCUGGCAGGAAACUUCUCAUAACUUUGAUGAAGAUGACAGUCUUCCAAAGAAAAUGGAAGAAGAGCUCUUUGAAAAUGUGGAACCAGAGAAGAAAUACAGCCAUUCUCCAAAACAGAGUAAAUUGCAGAAGGUUUGCCACCAGCAGUUUGAAUACAGAGAUGGGCAAAUCAUAAGCUAUGCUUCUCCUCAGCUAGUCUUGGGGGUGCAAGGCCCCAACCUGCGUUCAGGCAUGGAGGUUGUUUUGGUGGAGAAAAAAGCAGAUGAUGGUCAUCAACACUGGAGGCACAAGGAAGACAGCAGGACCUUUCACCUGGUGAGUAACCCAGACCUGGUGCUGGCAGUGUCUAUGACCAAGGCUGGAGAUGAAGUCUGUGGCUAUCCGGUUAUUGCUCAGAAAUACAAACAACAUAACAAUGGGACUUCUAAUCAAAAGUGGAAUUACAUGAAAAAUAUGAAAGCUUUUAUGGCCUUUCAUAGCACUACACUGGAUAAGGAAGUCACAGCAGCAAAUUAUGCUGGUAUUUGUACAUCCUCUGUGAUUAAAGAAAAACACAUUGAUCAACCAGGAUACUAUUAUCUCUCACCCAGUGGAAAGAAAAAAACAAUGCUCUGUUUGGCAUGUGGGCAAUCCAUGAGAGCAGAGAAGAGACUGAAACUGUUGCUUCCAGGGCUGCCAUUCCUCUGUGCCUCAGGCUUCGAGACCCAGAAGCCCUUCUCACAAGGACCUUUCAAGGUCAUCGAUGUGGCCAGAGCUGAUUUAUCUUCUUAUGAGGCUGAAAACACUUUAAGUUAUUAUGAAGAACGUCUGUUAUCUUUACGGAUGAAGACCUGCACGCAAGUUGUAUCUCAUAGUGGCAUGGCAGUUACUCACCAGAAGGCAGUGAAAAUAAUUGCAUACAAAAAUGGAGAUGGAUAUCGAAAUGGGAAGUUAAUUAUGGCUGGAACAUUCCCCAUGCUGCUUGCAGAAUGCACGGAACAACUUGGUCUUGCCAGAGCAGCCUCCAAAGUGUAUACCAAAGAUGGAACCACAAUCCUUUCCUUGUGGGAUUUGGUUCUAUGGGCUCUUGAUAAAUCUUUUAUCCAGAGAGACUCUGAGGAACAAAAGGAAGAGGCAGCCCCUGUUGGAACAAAAGAGACACCUGUUAAAAGAACCACAAGAAUGAAAGUGAAAACCAAAUUAUUUCCAAAGUCUGUGACAUCUGAUAGUUUGGAUGAUAUAGAUAAGUCUUUGCUCACCCUCAUCCUCAGAAAUCCUAUUGCCAUCUGGGUAUCUUGUGGUGAACCAUUUCUAAGUCCGAAUGGUAAGUAA
Messenger RNA from Eubalaena glacialis (North Atlantic right whale), 4808 nucleotides. It is a transcript of the gene DCDC1, whose product is annotated as doublecortin domain containing 1. Lineage: Eukaryota; Metazoa; Chordata; Mammalia; Artiodactyla; Balaenidae. Bases 36 to 4808 code for a protein of 1590 amino acids. The record is from RefSeq and is a predicted model, not a curated record. Gene Ontology annotation, biological process: regulation of mitotic cytokinesis; intracellular signal transduction. Gene Ontology annotation, molecular function: microtubule binding. The transcript has 34 exons.